Messenger RNA from Alnus glutinosa, 2197 nucleotides. Its product is annotated as receptor-like kinase TMK4. Gene Ontology annotation, biological process: protein phosphorylation. The record is from RefSeq and is a predicted model, not a curated record. NCBI's taxonomy places the organism in Eukaryota, Viridiplantae, Streptophyta, Magnoliopsida, Fagales, Betulaceae. Gene Ontology annotation, molecular function: ATP binding; protein kinase activity; protein binding. Bases 1 to 2046 code for a protein of 681 amino acids. The transcript is spliced from 3 exons.
AUGGGUGCCCCUACAGAAAAAGCGGCGACCCUUGGGUCGCCGUUCCGGUACCUCAAGCAGCGACCGAAAGGCCGCUGCUUCUGCAGUAAAACGGCGACCCAAGGGUCGCCGUUCCAGCACCCAAGCAGCGGCCCCUUGGCCGCUGCUUCUGCAGGCAUAAGUAGGCCAGGAGCCUCGUAUCCUCACCACUCCAGCAGAAACCCCCUCCCCAACCCAACACCCUUUCGCAAAACACGCGCAGAGACAACCUCCUCUCCUGUCUCUACAAAAGAUCCAACCCCUCUCUCUCUUUCUCUCUCUCUACCUGGCUUGAAGAAUAUUUCUUUGAACAACAAUGAGCUCCAAGGUCCUUUCCCGGCGUUCGGGACCUCUGUGGCCACGGUCACUAAUAAUGGUACCAAUAGCUACUGCAUGAGCACCCCGGGGCCUUGUGAUUCACAGGUGACGAUAUUGCUCGAGGUCGCCGCGGCGUUGGGGUACCCGAUCAAGCUAGCCAGUUCUUGGCAAGGUAACGACGCGUGCGCUGGAUGGAGUUUCAUUACCUGCGAUUCGCAGAAGAAGAUUAUAAACGUGAAUUUCGGGAAACAGGGUUUUGUGGGGACAAUCUCACCAGCCAUUGCGAAUCUGACAUCGUUAAGGACUUUGUAUCUAAAUGAUAAUAACUUGACUGGUUCCAUACCGGAUAACUUGGCCUCCUUGCCGGGCCUGCAGGUUCUUGACGUUUCGAACAAUAACCUUAAUAGGUCGAUACCGAAAUUCACGUUGACGGUGAAGUUCAAUGCGACCGGCAAUCCGUUGCUUGGGAGUCCAGCCGGACCAGGGCCGGGUGGUAGUUCCGUCUCUACCGGUGUGAUUGCUGGUAUAGUUAUUGCUGUUGUGAUUUUCGUUGUGGUUUUGUUAUUUGUUUCUAUUAAAUGUUAUGUUGGAGGGCGGCAUAGGAAGUUUGGAAGGGUGGAGAACCCUGAAAAUGGGAAGGAAGUUUUUAAGAAUCGCAUAAUCGGUGGUGAUCCUCCAGUUUUUGAGGGCGGAAAUGUCGCAAUUUCAAUCCAAGUUCUUAGACAAGUCACUAACAAUUUUAGUGAAGAUAACAUUUUGGGUAGGGGGGGAUCUGGAGUUGUGUACAAAGGAGAAUUGCAUGAUGGGACUAAGAUUGCUGUGAAGAGGAUGGAAUCUGUGGCAAUGGGUAGCAAAGGAAUGAAAGAAUUUCAGGCUGAGAUUGCAGUCCUUACUAAAGUUAGGCAUAGGCAUCUGGUUGCUCUUUUAGGAUCCUGUGUCAAUGGCAAUGAGAGGUUUUUGGUGUUCGAGUAUAUGCCUCAGGGGACGUUAACACGGCAUUUGUUCUAUUGGCCUGAGAAUGGCUGCUCUCCUCUUACUUGGAAGCAGAGGGUUACAAUAGCAUUGGAUGUGGGACGAGGAGUGGAGUAUCUCCACAGCUUAGCUCAACAGAGUUUCAUUCAUAGAGAUUUAAAACCAUCCAACAUACUUCUUGGGGAUGAUAUGAGGGCCAAGGUUUCGGAUUUUGGUUUGGUUAAAAAUGUGCCUGAUGGGAAGGACUCUGUGGAGACACGUUUGGCUGGGACAUUUGGGUAUCUCCCACCCGAGUAUGCAGCUUCUGGUAGAGUGACAACAAAAGUGGAUGUGUAUGCUUAUGGAGUGGUUUUGAUGGAGCUGAUUACUGGUAGAAAAGCCCUGGAUGAUAGUGUGCUAGAUGAGUGGUCUGAUAUGGUCACAUGGUUCCGCGGGGUCCUAAUAAACAAGGAGAACAUACCGAAGGCCAUUGAUCAAACUCUUAACCCCGACGAAGAGACCAUGGAGAGCAUAUACAAAGUAGCCGAGCUGGCAGGACAUUGCACUGCUCGGGAGCCAUACAAAAGACCAGAUAUGGGGCACGCAGUCAGCAUCUUAAGUCCUCUGGUGGAGCAGUGGAAACCAUCUUCUCAAGAAGCAGAAGAGAGCAAUGGCAUUGACUUAGACAUGAGCCUUCCUCAAGCUGUGACGUGGUCGCUUUUUAACGUCAAUAAUAAAAACCACUCACAAUCUUUUUGAAACGUCAAUAAUAAAUAUUAUUCGCAAUAGUACGAAUUACUGUAGGAUAAGUUUAUAUUAAGAGUGUCAAGCCUCAAGAAUUGCGUUGGUUGUAUUAUAAGUCUUAAUAAAACUUACUCUUAACUUUAAAGAAGAGUCUAAAUUUUGGUUA